Ascochyta rabiei is the source of this 741-nucleotide messenger RNA. RefSeq lists its product as uncharacterized. Lineage: Eukaryota; Fungi; Ascomycota; Dothideomycetes; Pleosporales; Didymellaceae. The record is from RefSeq and is a predicted model, not a curated record. Gene Ontology annotation, molecular function: acyltransferase activity, transferring groups other than amino-acyl groups. The transcript has a single exon. Bases 1 to 741 code for a protein of 246 amino acids.
AUGUCUACUACCCAAGAUGAGAUUAUCAUUGCGCCCGUCGAAACCGAGCAAGACAUUAGACAGGCCAACUACUGCGUUUCCGAGGCAUUCGGCCGUCAGGCAAAAGAUGCCGUCUGGAUCCUUAUGAACCCGGGUUGGGAUACCGAAGAAGGGCAGGCUGGUCACGCGGAAGGCAUGAUCCAGCGGUGGAGGUCAGGGACUACCAACAAGGACGGUCAACCCAACAAGAUCUACCUCAAAGCCACUCUGCCGGAUCCAGAGAAGCCUGGACAGCGCAGAGUGGUCGGCAUGGCUAUUUGGCAGCAGCUCUCUGAUGUCGACGGCUACGGCGAUUCGUUCACAGGUGACAUGACAGAGGCAUUGGCGCAGCUCGAUGGAGCCAACAAGCGCUUUGCAGACCAGAUGUUCAAGUCGCUGUGGAAGAGGCGGAUCGCAUACAUCAAGGAGGUCUCUCAGCGCAAGGAUGGCAGACCACCUGCCAUCUUCACUUUGGAUCUGUGUGCUGUGGAUCCCGCAUAUCAACGACGUGGCAUCGCAGGCAAGCUUGUGCAGUGGGGACUCGAGGAGGCGAAGAAGCGAGGUGAGCUGGAGUGCACAACGGAAGGAAGCGCCAUGGGAAGAGCAGUCUACAGGAAGCUGGGUUUCAAGGACGAGGGCGAGGGCGAUAUCGUCUUCGAAGUUGAAGACGAAUUCCAGGACUGGGACAAGCCACCCAACGUUUUCCUGCGAACCGGUGCUUAG